UUUCCCCAUCUUUUUCAUUCUCCACGCACUCCAUCCCUGGAGCUUCAAAUAACCAUCUCUACCCCAUUGGCGCUGGUUUUGUUAUCAUUAUCCAACCCAUGGCCCCCGCGCAACCAACUCUCCUCGCCAACCCCGUCCCCGUCCUCUGCAUCUACCCUGUCCGAUAGCGGACCGCUCGCCAUCCUUAUCACAUCGCAUCGCGAAUUUUCAUCCUCGGCUGCGUCGCGCCCACCCCAUCGCCAUCACCAUCGCAGGAAUCCAGCAAUCAAGCCCUUCUCCACUACCUGGGUAAAGCAAUCACCCUGCCGUCCGUUUUGAGGACCAGAGAUCCGACACUACACACCACCAUGUCAACGUCCCCACCUCCCGCGUCGACACCAGCGCAACACCCUUCUCACACCAUGACACAUACCCAUACCACCACGAGUUCGCAGUCGCCGCCCCCGUCGACGAGCUCGAAACAUGAUUAUAAGGGGUUCGUUGGGGGUGUGUUUUCGGGGAUUGCGAAGUUGAGUGUCGGACAUCCAUUCGAUACCGUGAAAGUGCGAUUACAAACCAGUACGGAAAGCCACUUUCGCGGCCCAUGGGAUUGCGUUCUCCAGACUGUUCGCAAGGAAGGCAUAACGGGGUUUUAUAAAGGAGCUACGCCACCGCUGGUCGGUUGGAUGGUUAUGGAUUCUGUUAUGUUGGGCUCCUUGACUCUGUAUCGCCGAUUGCUGCUGGAGAAUGUGUUCUCGAAGCCGGAUCUCCGCGCCCGCAUCCCUUUCAUUGGCCACCAGCCGGAUCUGCACACUCUGCCGAGUUUCGGGCACGGCAUUGCGGGUGUGAUGGCUGGGAUGACGGUUAGUUUUAUUGCGGCCCCGGUGGAGCAUAUCAAGGCCAGGUUGCAGAUUCAGUAUGCGGCGGAUAAGUCGAAAAGGUUGUAUAGCGGGCCGAUUGAUUGUGUACGGAAGAUUGUCGGCACCCACGGCAUCGCGGGAUUAUACCGCGGGCUCUGCGCGACGAUGAUCUUCCGCUCGUGCUUCUUCUUCUGGUGGGGAUCGUACGACAUCUUCACGCGGAUGCUGAAAGAGAAGACCAGCCUGUCGGCCCCCGCGAUCAACUUCUGGGCGGGCGGCAUCUCGGCCCAGGUCUUCUGGAUCACGUCGUAUCCGUCGGACGUGGUCAAGCAGCGGCUGAUGACGGACCCGCUGGGCGGCGCGCUGGGCGACGGGCAGCGCAGGUUCCGCUGGUGGAAGGAUGCCGCGGCGGCGGUGUAUCGCGAGAGAGGCUGGAGGGGCUACUGGCGAGGCUUCAUGCCGUGCUUCCUCCGAGCAUUCCCGGCGAAUGCGAUGGCCUUGGUUGCAUUUGAGGGUGUGAUGCGGUGGCUGCCGUACCUCACUCAACACCCGCCCAAUCCUACAAUGGCCGUCGCACGCACCAUGCGUCGCACAAGCCCCAUAACGGUCUUCCUGGCCGCCCUGCUGGCCUUCGGUUUCCUCUGCUUCCUGCUCUCGCCCUCCACGCCCACCUCCCCCAAUCCUCCUCCAGCGCCCCCAUCACCGAUGCCUCAUCUCAACUCCGCCGCGAAGACGCCGCCGAACACCCUCUCUCCCCCCCGACGAAACCCUUCUUCAAAUCCCAACCCCAGCAGCGAGUCGAUCAAACAAGGCGAACGCAUCCUCAUCCUCACGCCCCUGGCCCGCUUCUACCAGGAGUUCUGGGACAAUGUGGUGCAACUCAGCUACCCGCACGAGCUGAUCAGCAUCGGGUUCAUCAUCCCCUCGACAAAGGACGGCAACGCCGCCGUCGCGGCCCUGGAAGAAGCCAUCAGCGCCACGCAAUCCGGCCCCGUCGACAACCGGUUCGCCUCCAUCAGCAUCCUGCGCCAGGACUUCGAACCCCCCAUCCAGUCGCAGGACGAAAAGGAGCGCCACAAAAUGUCCAACCAGAAAGCGCGCCGUGAGUCCAUGAGUCGCGCCCGCAACAGCCUCCUCUUCACCACCCUCGGCCCCAGCACCUCGUGGGUCCUCUGGCUCGACUCGGACAUCAUCGAAACCCCCGACUCCCUGAUCCAGGACCUAACAGCCCACGACCGCCCCGUCAUCGUCCCGAACUGCUUCCAGCGCUACUACAACAACGACAAGAAGGAAAUGGACGUCCGGCCCUACGACUUCAACUCCUGGAUCGAUAGCUCCACCGCCCAGCAGCUCGGCGAUACCAUGGGUCCCGAUGAGAUUCUGCUAGAGGGCUACGCUGAACUCCCCACCUACCGCACCCUGAUGGCCUACAUGGCCGAUACGAAUAAGCCGCGACCCAGUCGCGAGAUGGAGUUGGAUGGCGUCGGCGGCACCGCCCUGAUGGUCAAGGCCGAUGUCCAUCGUGAUGGCGCCAUGUUCCCCGCUUUUCCGUUUUAUCAUCUCGUUGAGACGGAGGGGUUCGCCAAGAUGGUCAAGAGGUUGGGAUAUGCUGUUUAUGGCUUGCCGGAUUAUUUUGUAUACCACUACAACGAGUAAGUGGAUGGUCAAACGAUGAGAUGGGACGGGGGGAGAGGAGGCUGGGAUGAACCUGGAUAUGAUAGCUAGGAUAUGAUAGCCAGGAUACGUACGAUAGCUAGGAUAGGACGGAUGCAUGCAUGCAUGGAUGACGGAUCGAUAGGAUCGAUAGGAUCGAUAAGGAUGGGGAUAUACUAAGUUUCAUGUUUCAUGUUUUGCUUGUUUGAACUAGAUCAGAGAAUUAUAUAUGAUAUAAUAUGAUAGGAC
Aspergillus heteromorphus CBS 117.55 is the source of this 2741-nucleotide messenger RNA. Its product is annotated as mannosyltransferase complex subunit MNN9. Gene Ontology annotation, molecular function: alpha-1,6-mannosyltransferase activity. The transcript is spliced from 8 exons. Gene Ontology annotation, biological process: protein N-linked glycosylation; cell wall mannoprotein biosynthetic process. Gene Ontology annotation, cellular component: mannan polymerase complex. Bases 348 to 2495 code for a protein of 715 amino acids. The record is from RefSeq and is a predicted model, not a curated record. NCBI's taxonomy places the organism in Eukaryota, Fungi, Ascomycota, Eurotiomycetes, Eurotiales, Aspergillaceae.